This is a messenger RNA of Tripterygium wilfordii, 1621 nucleotides long. RefSeq names its product E3 ubiquitin-protein ligase RING1-like. Bases 191 to 1372 code for a protein of 393 amino acids. Gene Ontology annotation, biological process: protein ubiquitination. NCBI's taxonomy places the organism in Eukaryota, Viridiplantae, Streptophyta, Magnoliopsida, Celastrales, Celastraceae. The transcript has a single exon. The record is from RefSeq and is a predicted model, not a curated record.
UGACCAAACACAUAAACCAAACAAUAGCUUGAAAUCAUCUUCAAAUCAAACUCUCUCUUCCUAACAAAAUCAGCUUUCCAAAUGGGAAUAUUUGACUUACCCUCUCUCCCUUAGCCUUCUGUUGAUCACCAACCAGGCAACACCCAUGAUCUCCUUCUUCUCCUCUGUUUGAUGUAUUGAUCACUCUCUAAUGGAGUUUAGGGUUAGAAAGUUGAUGGCAGAAGUAGUCAACACCACCAAUUCCAAUACCAGCAUACCAGCAGUCUGUAUAUCAUUUUGUGACCCAUCAAACAAGUUCGGAUAUUGUCUAUCUUCAUGUAAAGAUUUCUGUCCGGACAUCUGCAAUGACGAUUUUCCUAUUCAGUUUCCUCCACCAAGUCCCAUAACCUUCACAUAUCAUAGAUCACGGGUUUUAAACAAGUUCUUGAUCGUGUUGAUUGUUGUGAUAUGUGUGUGUUUUCUUGGUAUUUGCUGUUAUACUGUCUAUGUAAGGUACUUUGCUAAUCGGAGGAGAUCGCAACCACCGGAGGAGGAUCCAGAGACCCAUGAUGAGUUUCUUGAUGAAGAUCAUGGCCCUGUGGUUGAUCAUCAUGUUUGGUAUAUUAAUACAGUUGGUUUGCAGCCAUCGGUGAUCAGCGCGAUCAUGGUGUGCAAGUAUAAGAGAGGUGAAGGCCUUGUUGAAGGAACAGAGUGCUCUGUUUGUUUGAAUGAGUUUCAAGAAGAUGAGACUCUUAGGCUUUUACCCAAGUGCAGCCAUGCUUUUCACAUCCCUUGUAUUGAUACUUGGCUAAGAUCUCAUACCAAUUGUCCCAUGUGCCGUGCCCCUAUCGUCAAGAACACAGCCGGAUCAUCAUCAUCAUCUGCUGCAAACAUCGGUAAUUCAGGCACCGGAGAAGAAGCCGUGCAGAACAGAAUCUUAGAAGCUGAUGAAGAAUCUGAUACAGAAAUGGAAGAUGAGGCUGAGGCUGAGGAAAAUGAAUUGGGUGUUGAGAGUGGAAGAAAAAGAGGUGAAAUUUUGGAUGAAGAGGUGGGUGAAGAAGUACAACCGAUAAGAAGAUCGUUUUCUUUGGAUUCUUUAUCAGCUCUGAAGAUUACUCAAAAUCUUGCUAUUGUUCCAUCAGUGGAACCUAAUAGAAUUUCAGAUGCAAGAAUGGUGAAAGCGAAUAAGCCGGGUAGCCGUAGUUUCUCGCAGAGGAUCGUUGGAGAUCUGAGCUUAUUAAGAGCCAUGGGUGGUUCUUCAAGUGUGAGGUCUUCCCAAGAUGGGUCAAGUUUGAUGCAGAGGUCACUUUCAUGCUAUGGGAAGCUCUUGUUACCUGCAAGUAACCUGAGCCGGAGCCGGAGCCGGAACCAGAACUCAAUUCUUCCUUUAUAAAUUUUUUUGUGUCUGCAAAACUUUUGAAGUCUCCUGUGAACUCUCAACAAGCUGAGAAUUCUAUUAUACUUAUUACUAUCUGAACUCUUGAAUAUUACUGCAUAUUCUUGCUGGAAUACAGAAUAAUACUAUGAAAGGAGCAUGAUCCCAAAUGGGGAUGGUAAGCUCAAAAAGUUGAUGAUACAAUGCAAUUGUAAUUAAAAUAUUUUGUUCUAAAUGAAGUGAUCUUUUAUGUGUUUCUGAUGCUCA